Sphenostylis stenocarpa is the source of this 666-nucleotide messenger RNA. The record is from the annotation of a GenBank genome assembly. Lineage: Eukaryota; Viridiplantae; Streptophyta; Magnoliopsida; Fabales; Fabaceae.
AUGGCUAUUCAUGCAGGGAUUCUUGAGGAUGUGUGGGCUAAACUCAUGAACAGUGAUAGAGGGGUUGAUUGUGAUGCAACAGAGUCCUCUUCUCACUCCAUGGAAGAACAGCCUAACCCUGAGGGAAGAGAAGGAUCAAUGGAAAUUCUGAAAAGGCUUCCAAAUUAUGGAGACACCAUUAUGGACAUUGGAAGUGCUGCUAAAUCCAAAAAAAAUGAGAUAGAAGAAGAUGGUGUGAGAGCAGAAAAAGCAGUGGUAAAACACUACAGGGGAGUAAGAAGAAGGCCAUGGGGUAAAUAUGCAGCAGAGAUUAGAGACUCAUCAAAGAAAGGUGCUAGGGUUUGGCUUGGGACAUUUGAAACAGCUGAAGAAGCAGCUAGGGCUUAUGACAAAGCUGCUUUGAGAAUUAGAGGUCCAAAGGCAAACCUUAAUUUCCCACUUGACACAGCUUUUGUUGCACAGGCUUCAGGAAUAGGCCAGAGAGGAACCGAUUCGGACAAAGAAAACUCUUGCAAUGCCCGGAAGAGAAAAGAAGAAUUUGUGAAUGGAAAACCUGUGACAAAAAAAUUGGCAACAGUGGAAAAUAUUGUAAAAAACGAUCUUGAUGUUUUUGUGUUUCAAGACCUGGGGUGUGAUUACUUGGACAAUUUGCUAUCUACCUUUUAA